This is a messenger RNA of Linepithema humile (Argentine ant), 1145 nucleotides long. It is a transcript of the gene Srx, whose product is annotated as Sulfiredoxin. Gene Ontology annotation, molecular function: sulfiredoxin activity. Gene Ontology annotation, biological process: cellular response to oxidative stress. Lineage: Eukaryota; Metazoa; Arthropoda; Insecta; Hymenoptera; Formicidae. Gene Ontology annotation, cellular component: cytoplasm. The record is from RefSeq and is a predicted model, not a curated record.
AAGAUAGUGGGACAUACAUAUUGUAUGUCAUUAAUUUCUGAUGCAAUAGCAAGCUUAUUAGUCGACUGCUUGUAUGAGAACAUACUUUUGCGUGCAAGUAAUGCGAUUUCAUUUACAUAUACGUAAUCAUCGUAUUAAAUCAUCGUAAGAAUUAUCCAAGUCAGGCAAAAUGAUACGUAGAGGUGCAUGCCAAAUAGCCAGCUCGAUUCAUUCAAACUCUCGCGCAGAGGUACACGAAAUUCCAAUGAGUGUAAUUAUUAGACCUUUUCCUCCUGAAGUAAAUGAGGAAAAAGUCCAAAGUUUAAUGAAUGCGUUGAAAAAUACUGAAACCGAGCAUACAGUACCACCCAUCGAUGUUUUAUGGAUUAAAGGGACCGAAGGUGGUGAUUAUUAUUAUUCUUUCGGUGGCUGUCAUCGUUACACUGCCCAUCAACGAUUAGGCAAAACGUCUAUUAAUGCCAAAUUAAUUAAAUCAACAUUAACAGAUUUACGAUGUUACUUGGGGAAUUCUACUCCAAAUUUAAAGUGAUUUUAAAUGUAUUACCUCAGUACAAUAAAUCAUUCUUCCUUCAUUUCAAAUAUAUGUGAUAAAAAUAAGCACAUUAUCAAUAUAUUUUAUAAUAUUUACUAUUUAUGUACAUUAAAGAAAAAUCCUUAAUAUUGUAUACAAAUGUAUUUUGUACUUAUUGCAUAAUAUACAAAAAGUUAUGUGUACUAUGACUUAUGUAGAAAUUGAGAAAAUAAAAUUAAAAUAGUUCAUAAGUCUGAUUUAUUCUUUAUGCAUUGUAAUUAAUAUUGUACAUAUAUUACUAUAAAUAAAAAUACUACAUGUAAACUGUAUAUUUUAGAAGAAAAAGGACUAACGUUCACACACAAAAUAUACAAUUUAGUGAUAAGGACUUCAGUGAUAAAGACUACGUGGAAAUUUAAUUGGAGAAAAAAAUUGAUGUUUUUUGUAAAAUACACAUGAUCUUAAAGGAUUUACAUCUGUCAUGCCUUAAGAUUAAGUUAAUAAGUACAUCUUGUUAUUCAAGAAAUAUAGUGUCCUUUUCUUCCAAAAUAUAUCAAGAGCUCAUUGCAUGCAACUGAUUUUUUCAUUUUUUGCAAUUAUACGGCAUGAUAAAAACAAAAGUUUAUUCACACAA